GUACGUAGCUGCGCGACGAGGUGAACGACGCGCUCGGCAUCUUGGCAGGCUCUUCAGAAUAACGCGAAAAACGGUAAAACAACUAAACACUAAACAAUGGCGACACUUCCACCGAGCACAGCGGCCAUCUUCUCAUUGACGUAUUCCGCAAACACAACCAACCAACGUCAGUAUGGAAUUAUGGAGAGCACGGACCGAAAUACCGAUUUUUCCUGUGUCUCUCCGAUCCUCUCAUGUUUCGCUCUCUCGAUUGUCUACGUCGCUAGUCUCUACGUUUGGAAUUCUCCGGAGAACAGGGAACAUCCCAGUACUAUAAAAAAAAGAUUCUUCAGUGUCUUUAUUGUAAAUCUGAUCUCUCCAGUGUUUUUAUACUUUGGCUUAGAUGAAAAAAUAUUUCAGAAGGCGACUGUAUGGGAAUUGCUGGGUCUUAGAUGGCCUGGAUUUAUUCAGGCAAUCAUUUUACCAUUGCUCCUGACGAUGAUUUUAUUCUUGGGACCUUUGAGUGUACAGGGUCUUAAUGGUCUAUGGAAAUUAUAUACCGAACCUAUGUACUGGUUAGGGAGCUUAGGAAGCUUGGCUUGGUGGAGAAAUCAAGUGGUAGCCCCAUUAUCCGAAGAAUGGACAUUUCGAGCAUGCAUGUUACCAUUGCUAUUGCAAUGUUUUACUCCAACAACUGCCAUUUUUAUAUGUCCCCUAUUUUUUGGGGUUGCUCAUCUACAUCAUGUGGUAGAAAGAACGAAAACGGGCAUGGAGUUAAAGCACGUUCUAUUCAUAUCAUGUUUUCAAUUUGCUUAUACAACGUUAUUCGGUGCUUACGCUGCAUUUCUCUUUGCUAAGACCGGGCACUUCGUAGCACCUUUCACAGCGCACUCAUUCUGCAAUCAUAUGGGUUUUCCUGAUUUAUCUGAAGUGGUGGCCUACAAAAAUCCAUUGAAACGAGCUGGGUUGUUCUCUUUAUUUGUAAUAGGUUUAGUGACUUGGUGUUGUUUAUUAACACCAAUGACUAAUCCAGUAUGGUUUAGUAAUAAUUUAUUUUGGCAUAAGCAUUUCCUUUGAAGUUCAUAUUGUUUCUAAAAGGAAGAACAAUACUAAGAGAUUAAAGCGAAUUUUAUAGUAUAAUUAAAUUGAAAAAUUGAGAAUUGAAGGUUGUGCCAGUAACAAUUUGCGACGUAUACCUAUUUCUGUUUUAUUGAAAUGAUUCACAAUAUAGAAUUGAACAGUGCUACUGUUAAAAAAUUUUGGUAUAAAACAAUUUUUAUAUACUUAUUUAAAGAACAGAAAAAUAUUAUAUAUUCUUUCGCGUAAUUCACGUCUCCCAGUUAAUUAUUUAAUAAGGAACAUGAUAAAAUCACCGUAGUGCCUCACAUUGACUAGACUGGUUUUUACAGUCAUGACACUGUAUAGCUUUGAGACUACAAUGUUAGGAAGGAAUUGUAAUGCCAAAUGUUGUUACUUAUAUGACUAAGCGUUGCGCCACAUCUAAACAUUUAAUAACAUAGAAAUUAAUCGUUUCGAUUAUAUUAUUAUCCUGUAAUUGUCGCGAACGUAUUAGUGUUCGCAUUAAAUUGACAUGUGUACAAAUAAAUCAUGUUCUAAAAAGA
Molecule: messenger RNA, 1601 nt
Organism: Cephus cinctus (wheat stem sawfly)
Lineage: Eukaryota; Metazoa; Arthropoda; Insecta; Hymenoptera; Cephidae
Gene: Sras
Product: CAAX prenyl protease 2
Exons: 7
Coding region: 97-1056 (319 amino acids)
Biological process (GO): CAAX-box protein processing
Cellular component (GO): endoplasmic reticulum membrane
Molecular function (GO): metalloendopeptidase activity
Source: RefSeq, a predicted model, not a curated record